This is a messenger RNA of Lytechinus variegatus (green sea urchin), 3498 nucleotides long. RefSeq names its product fibrillin-2-like. The record is from RefSeq and is a predicted model, not a curated record. Lineage: Eukaryota; Metazoa; Echinodermata; Echinoidea; Temnopleuroida; Toxopneustidae. Gene Ontology annotation, molecular function: calcium ion binding; protein binding. Bases 656 to 3283 code for a protein of 875 amino acids. The transcript has 22 exons.
CAGGAUUUUGGAAUAGGGAGUCUACAUCAUUGUUCACUCUCCAUAUGAUCCUACCUCCUUGCUUGGUGCCUUAUUCUUUUGAUUAACGUUGUGGAAUCCUUUGCAAAUAUGGUGGACCCAUCAGAAAAGAACCAACAAGGAGUAUAGAUAAAACCUGAAUCGGAAUGAACUCGUGGGGGAAUCUCACGCAUCUGUCCAUGAUACUAGACAGAGCUGAGUGUGGCCAAGUCGAUAUCCUUGGUGUGACAUCGAAACGUCAUCGGUGGUCAUUGGUGGAUGUCUUCACAAACUGCUUUUGAUGACAGCACCAAUUGCACCACCUGUACACAUUCUAUAUGAAGUCACCUCGUCUUAACUCCUUGUAUUUGCUGCGCUUGUGAAACAGGGUAUUGUUAUCAUCUUUUUGUGUGUGUGUAUCAAUGGGAUCACGUACCCGAAUCCUUACACCGACGCUGACGGGACAGUUCUUAGAUUAUUUAUAUUUUGUUGAGAGGCCUACUAAAUAACAUCACUUUAAUUGAGCUGAGUGUACGGUAACACCCAUAAAACUCGAGACUGGAAAUUUGUGGAAGAAUAUUAUCAUUCCUGAUCUUACUGGUGGAGUUUGGAACAAAAUUUGGAUAGAAUAUCAACAAGAAACUAGUUUCUGUGGACAAUGAAUAUGACAGCGUUAAAAAGAGGAUGCGUGUUUUCUGUAUUACUUGUUAUAUGUGUCAUCGGAGGGUCAUCUGCAAGACGGAAACAAAAACAGACCAGACCAAGCCCAGCAAGAAUUGAUGAGCCAUCAGAUUCAUGCCAAAUUACAUGCGAUAGAAAUGAGCAUGUGAACACGUCUUUAUGCAGGUGUGAAUGUGACGAGGGGUACAGACGUUCCAGAUAUCAAAGAUGCGAAGAUAUUAAUGAGUGCAGAGAGCACCCUCGACGUUGCAAAGGAACAUGUACCAAUAAUCCUGGUUCUUUUGAAUGUAGAUGUCGCCAUGGAUACGUUCUUCAUACUAACGGCUGGGAUUGUUAUUUAGCUCCAAAACCAUUAUUAUGUUCAGGUUUGGCUUGCUAUGAUAACUCCAGACUAGAUAUCAAUAGAUGCGAAUGUAGCUGCGGCCAUGGAAUGAGGUAUAAUUUCAUCACAGAAAUUUGCGAAGAUAUCAAUGAGUGUGCUGAGGGUCUGAAUAGCUGUGAGCAAGGUUGUAUCAACACCCAUAGGAGUUAUAUAUGUUACUGUCACGCGGAUUAUCUCAUUAACCAAGAUAAUAGAACAUGCUCUCGACUCCCUGCUAAACCAGAAUCGCUCCCUUGUGAUGGAAUGCAAUGUUUGUUUGGAAUAUCGCUCGAUAGAUAUCACUGUGAAUGCAUAUGUGAAGAAGGUUUUUACUACCAUGAACGCCGAGGAACUUGUGAGGAUAUAGAUGAAUGCCUAGAAUACGAUGAUUGGUGCGAUGGUCCAUGUGUUAACGAACCCCAUGGCUCCUACACAUGUUCGUGUCCUAGUGGUCAGGACCUUGAUAAAGAUGGAUGGACCUGCAAGGAUAUAGAACCGCCUCCUAAAGGAGCCAUCUUGGAUGACUGUACGGAUCAACAUUUCAUGUGCAAGAGCAGAAUGCAAUGUAUGCCAGACGAACUGGUGUGCGAUGGAUAUGGCGAUUGCGGUGACCGCUCCGAUGAGAAAGACUGCAAACAAUCGUGCAAUUCUCAGGAUUUUCCAUGUGCCAAUGGAGAAAAAUGCAUCCACAGAGAUUCAGCCUGUGAUUCAACUAACGACUGCGGUGAUUGGUCAGACGAGCUAGAGUGUGGAUGUCGAGAUGAGAGGGAUGAAUGCAGUGCUUGGCAGUUCCGAGGAGAAUGUGAAAGCAACCCUGGUUGGAUGAACUGGCAUUGUCGUAUGAGCUGUGGACAAUGUACAGAGGGGGAUGGAACCCCUAAUGGAACACUAUCAGAGGAAACAGAGACUGGAGCUUACUUUAUCAGAAAUUCAGCACAAUAUUCUACGUAUCUUCAGUAUACGAGACGUAAUAAGGGCGAUCGACAUGGUUCUGCACUCAACUCAUGGCGAUGUGAUCAUGUAGGUCCAGUGCCUGCACAUGUAAGGGUCAACAUGGGUCUAAGUCCCUUCUAUCAGAAGUACACGAACGCUUACGCAAUCCCAAUAGUGGCGUCAUCACGUGUGUCUGACGCUGCAAUCAAACGUGCAUGUUACGUCGUACGCGUCAUGUUGGCAGAUCGGAGAGACCUCAGGCAAGAGAUGUAUAAGAAAUUCAUGCGUGUCGCCAUCUUAGCAGAGAAUGAACUCACCAUUCAUUUGCCUGAACACUCGCAUCUCGAUGAAAGUUAUAACGAUCGUAUUCGAUCAUUAGGAGGUACAUUAUAUAUCCCCCUUGCGUCAGCUGCUGAGGAGAAUCUAUUGUGUCGUGACAGUGACCGGUGGUUUGAUGAGGAUACAUUUGUUCAUUCACUUGCACAUAGCAUCUUAAAGAUAGGUCUUGCGUCAGACAGGGUGUUUAGUCGUAAGCUUGGCGCAGCCUACUACCAUGCACGACGGGAACAUCUCUGGGCUAAUUCACGCUCUGACGACUCUAUGGAUGAGUACUUUGCCGACGGAGUUCAGAGUUACUUCAAUGUGUUAGCACCGUAUAGAUAUGGAGUUCAUACAGGAGUAGACAGGAGAGAGAAAUUAGCUAGAUAUGAUCACGCCCUCUAUAAGGUCAUGUUAGAAGUCUUCCCAUGUCAAAAUAAGAUGAUAGAUCGCUGUAGUUUUAAUCCAGAAUCUUUAUCUGAGAUGGACCAAUUAUUUGUGAAUUGCCAGAUAGAUGAACCAGAAGAACCAGAAGUGACAGACACACCUACCACAGCGGCACCACAAUCUCAGUGUGUAGAUAAAAAUGAAGAUUGUGCAGCUUGGGCGGAGAGGGGUGAGUGUACUGCAAACAAGCGGUACAUGAAGAAGAAUUGUCGGUUGAGCUGUGGAGUGUGCACCCGACCAGAACCUGAACCUGAGGUAGACGUGGUUCCACAAGAACCAGAUCCUCCUACUCAUCCCAUAGAUGUACCACAUAGAGUAUGUGAAGAUCAAGAGGGUCAUUGUCAAGACUGGGCUAGACGAGGAGAAUGUGAGAUUAACCCAACAUGGAUGAGACCAAACUGUAGAAGAUCAUGUAACGCGUGUGAUGAUGAUCCUAAUUGUUAUGACAGUAGCAACAACUGUGCUGAAUGGGCGUCUGACGGAGAAUGCGGUAAAAAUGAAAGUUAUAUGACAACCCACUGCAGAAUGAGCUGUGGUUUAUGCUGAGCAGCUAACUACAUUCCGGAAAGUACUUCUAAAUCAUGGAAAGGGAAUGUUCAUUUCACAUUAUUUAGGGACUAACACGACGGUUACUCAGGAGGACAGUGGGGAGUUCAACGAAGCACGAUGAAUUCUACAACACAGAAAAUCUAUUGCCAAAUACCCUUCUUGACAAUGAUAAACCAAGAAAUCUUUGUCGAAAAAUGAUGAAUCAAUGCAGC